This is a messenger RNA of Coffea eugenioides, 2226 nucleotides long. Its product is annotated as wall-associated receptor kinase 5-like. NCBI's taxonomy places the organism in Eukaryota, Viridiplantae, Streptophyta, Magnoliopsida, Gentianales, Rubiaceae. Gene Ontology annotation, molecular function: ATP binding; calcium ion binding; polysaccharide binding. Gene Ontology annotation, biological process: protein phosphorylation; cell surface receptor signaling pathway. The record is from RefSeq and is a predicted model, not a curated record. Bases 1 to 2226 code for a protein of 741 amino acids. The transcript has 3 exons. Gene Ontology annotation, cellular component: plasma membrane.
AUGAACCCUCUUUUUCUGCCAGCUCAUAUUUCAGCUUUGAUCACUUUAUUGUUUUUUCAUGUGCAAGGAUCAAAACUAGGAUCUAGUGCAAAGCCUGGUUGCCAACAAAAAUGUGGUAAUUUAACCAUUCCUUACCCAUUUGGCAUUGGAAAAGGAUGUUGCUUUGCUGAAGAAUUCGAAGUCGCAUGCAAUGAUUCCAGAAUUGCAAAUCUACCAUAUUUUGAAGGAACUGUGGUGUAUCAGAUCUCAGAAGAUAGUUUUGGAAUAAUGGGACAAGCUCUUUCUUUCACUUAUAAUAGAUCUUCAGGAAAGAACUUGCAAAAUGAGGCUCCUGGAGAAGAUUUUCUCGGUCCUCACUUCAGUUUUUCUCACACCAGAAACAAAUUCGUUGCAAUUGGUUGUGAUAUCUUUGCAUAUUUGACUGAUGCAAAAACUAACGAAUUUGUUACAGGGUGUGCAGCCCUCGGGAACAGCUCAGAUAUUAGUCCCUCAGCGUCUUCAUCCCCAUGCUCUGGCGUAGGUUGUUGUCAGGCUAGUCUUCCAAAAGAUCUCACAGAUUCCAAGUCAUUUUUACAUACUAUAAACACUAGGGCUAUGUCCUGGUCAUCCAAUUCUAGUCGAUGUGGAUUUUUGAUUCUUGCAGCUAAGGAAUUCUCAGAUUUUGGCAAAUUUAAUAUGUCUAAGUGCGAUGAAACUUAUCAAGUGCCAAUUGUGCUCGACUGGUCAAUUGGAAAUUUAAGUUGUCAAGAAGCAAAGAAAAGAACAGAUUAUGCAUGUCAUGAUAAUAGUUACUGUGUUAAUUCUACUCGGGGCGUUGGAUAUCAGUGUCGCUGCUCUCCUGGAUAUGAAGGAAACCCUUAUCUUCCCAACGGAUGUGAAGAUGUUGAUGAAUGUGAAACUCAAGAAAGUAAUAACUGUCCCAUGGAAGCACUUUGUUUGAAUACCCCUGGCGGCUAUCUUUGCACUUGCUUCCCGGGAUACAAGAGUGAUAGAAAACACAUUGGCAAACUAGUUUGCGUACCAGAACGAAGGAAUCGCAUCAUUGUUUUGUCCAUUGAAUUAGGUAUUGGGCUCACUUUCAGUCUUCUAAUGAUUAUCCUCAUUGCUACCCUGUUGUAUCACAAGCUAAGGAAGAAAAAAGACGAAAUCAGAAAGAAGAAUUUUUUUAGGAGGAACGGUGGUUUGUUACUAAAGCAGCAAAUGUCUUCGAGCAGAGGAAGCAUUUCAGAGACAAAGAUUUUUACCAAAGAAGAAUUAUACAAGGCUACCAAUAAUUUCAGUGAAAAUCGGGUUCUUGGAAAAGGUGGGCUUGGUACAGUCUACAAGGGAAUGUUAUUAGAUGGAAGCAUAGUGGCAGUAAAAAAAUCCAACAAGGUUAAUGAGGAUCAAAUUGUUCAGUUUAUAAAUGAAGUUUCCAUACUCUCACAAGUAAACCACAGGCAUAUAGUAAAAUUGUUAGGCUGCUGCCUAGAAACUGAAGUUCCAUUGCUCGUUUAUGAAUAUGUUUCCAACGGCACCCUCUCAAACCAUUUGCAUGACGAGUCAAAUGUCAGAACAAUUUCUUGGGAGAAUCGCUUACGCAUUGCUGGAGAAUCUGCAGGAGCAUUGGCUUAUAUGCAUUCUCAUGCCUCGACAGCCAUCUUCCAUAGAGAUAUAAAGUCGAGCAACAUAUUGUUAGAUGAAAAUUUCAGAGCUGUAAUCUCAGAUUUCGGACUUUCAAGAUCAGUACCUACAGACAAGAGUCACUUGACUACAUUAGUAGGUGGCACAUUUGGUUACUUGGAUCCGGAGUACUUGAUGACUGGACAACUCAAUGAUAGAAGCGAUGUGUAUGCAUUUGGAGUGGUUCUGGCUGAAUUGUUAACAGGCCAAAAGGCAGUUUCUUCUGAUAAAGAAAAUGAAGGCUUGGUUAUACAGUUCCAGUCAUCGAUGAACGAAGGUCGAUUGUUCAACAUUCUAGACGGCACAGUUUCUACUGAAGGUCAACAUGAGGAGAUUACUGUUGUGGCUAUGCUUGCCAAGAAAUGUAUGGAACUGAAUUCACGAAAUAGGCCAACCAUGAAAGAAGUAGCUGUAGAACUUGACAAACUUAUGAUGGCGAGAAAGAGUUUGGUAGAUGAAAAGACAGUUCAUGAAGAUGAUGGUUGCUUAGUUGGUCAAAGCUCCUAUUGCUGCAAAACUGAUAUAAUCCCAGAAGGAAAUGAAGAGUAUCUAUAUAGUUUUUAG